Molecule: messenger RNA, 1086 nt
Organism: Thermochaetoides thermophila DSM 1495
Lineage: Eukaryota; Fungi; Ascomycota; Sordariomycetes; Sordariales; Chaetomiaceae
Exons: 1
Coding region: 1-1086 (361 amino acids)
Biological process (GO): tRNA threonylcarbamoyladenosine modification
Cellular component (GO): EKC/KEOPS complex; cytoplasm
Source: RefSeq, a predicted model, not a curated record
AUGACCGUCGACAUCACCUCCAAACCCCGCCGCAUAGCCCUCGGCUGCGAAGGCUCAGCCAACAAGCUCGGCAUUGGCGUGAUCCUGCACGAAGGCACACCCGGCACGCCCUCCGAGCGCAUCACAGUCCUCUCCAACAUCCGCCACACCUUCGUCUCCCCUCCAGGCACCGGCUUCCUCCCCAAAGACACAGCGCGCCACCACCGUUCUUACUUCGUGCGCCUGGCCAAGCAAGCCCUCGCCGCCGCGAACGUCACCAUCGACGAAAUCGACUGCAUAUGUUAUACGAAGGGGCCAGGCAUGGGCGCCCCCCUAACAAGCGUCGCCAUCGCCGCUCGUACUCUCGCCCUCCUCUGGGGGAAGGAUCUCGUCGGGGUGAACCACUGCGUAGGACACAUCGAGAUGGGCCGCGCGAUCACGGGCGCCGCACACCCCGUGGUACUGUACGUCUCCGGCGGCAACACACAAGUCAUUGCCUACGCGGAACAGCGCUACCGCAUCUUCGGCGAGACGCUGGAUAUAGCGGUGGGGAACUGUUUGGACCGGUUUGCGCGGGCGCUGGCGAUCAGUAAUGACCCUGCGCCGGGGUACAAUAUUGAGCAGAUGGCGAAGAAGGGGAAGGUGUUGUUGGAUCUACCGUAUGCGGUAAAGGGGAUGGAUUGCUCGUUUAGUGGGAUUUUGACGAGGGUGGAGGAGAUGGCUGCGCUGUUGAAGAAGGGGGAGUUGAAGGGGCCUGAGGGGGAGGAGGUGACGGCGGAAGAUUUGUGCUUUACGCUGCAGGAGACUGUGUUUGCUAUGUUGGUGGAGAUCACAGAGAGGGCGAUGGCCCAUGUGGGCAGUAAUCAAGUGUUGAUUGUUGGUGGUGUGGGAUGCAAUGAGAGGUUGCAGGAGAUGAUGGGUGCUAUGGCAAGGGAUCGUGGUGGCAGUGUGUAUGCCACAGACGAGCGGUUUUGCAUCGACAACGGCAUUAUGAUUGCGCAUGCCGGGCUGCUGGCCUACGAGACGGGGUUCAAGACUCCUAUUGAGGAGAGUACAUGUACACAGAGGUUCAGGACAGACGAGGUGUUGGUCAAAUGGAGAAAGUAA